Molecule: messenger RNA, 2718 nt
Organism: Cutaneotrichosporon oleaginosum
Lineage: Eukaryota; Fungi; Basidiomycota; Tremellomycetes; Trichosporonales; Trichosporonaceae
Source: RefSeq, a predicted model, not a curated record
UGAUGCCGAGCUAACGGGCAGGAGGAAGAUGAGGACGACGACAUGAUCGACUUUGGGGAUGGACGCACAUAUUCGUCCCUUAGUCACACUGCCGAGACGACCCACGCUCGUCAUGACCAGCCUGUGACCAAGUCGGAGCGCUUUGGUGACGACUUUGAUCGCAGCUGGCCGAAGCGCGAGGAGACGCGUCCAAGGCAUGAACAAGACCGUCCAAGGCAUGAACAAGACCGUGUGUUGUUUAACGCGUCGUCCAACCGCCUUGAGCCGCACGCUCGCGGCCAGCCCACACAGUCCCAGCCACGCCUCAUGCCCCGUGACGUACCGCGGCAGGAGCGCGACCGUGCCCUGCCUCCACAUCUCGACGCGGGUCGUUCCCAUCAUCACGAUCCGUCGCGUGCCUUUCCUCCUCACAUGUCCCACUCUGCCGCGCCGACGGGCGGGACCCACGGACCAUCGAGGACGGCUUGGCGCACAGGGCCUAGUGAACGUGAGCCGCCUCCUCAUCUCGGAGAACAACGUGAGCGCUCCAACGACCACCCAGCGCGAGACAAUUCCGCUCGUGCACCUCCAGCAUCACGCGUGGCACCACCUACUCCCCACGCCCCACCUCCUGCCCCUCGUCCUUCAGCGCCGGCUCAGCCUCCACCAGUAGCAGCGUCGGCUGCCGGUGGGGCUUCUGUGGGACCUAGCGGCGAGAAUCAGGCGGCCGAGAUGCACACGGCUGCGGAGAAGGCGCGUCUGAGGCGUUUGGCGGAGGAGGCUGAGCGCGAGGCAGCAGCGGAACGCGCGCGCCAGAAAGCCCGCGAGCUGGCAGAACGAUUCGGAGGAACCCCCCCAAAUCCUAAGCCGAAGCCGGCGCCCGCCUCCUCAACGGUCUGCCCCAUACCACCGAGCUCUGUUGCGCCACCCCCACCACCAGGGUUAUCGAAGCCGCCCCAACCUCCCCCCGGCUUCGCGAAGCCUAUCCAGCCGACUCAGCCUCAGAUUACGCUCGCGCCCCGUCCGAAGGAGUCGAGUCCCCAGGCACCGCUCACCGGAUUGCCGCAGCUCCCUGAGCAGAAGAGCACUGCGGCUGACCGCGCGUCUUCGUGGCGUCGAGCUGGGCCGUUAACGGACUCGCCACAUGCGCUUCCAGCCGACCACAUUGUAGCGCGCCGUCCCAGUCACGACCAAGGCCGCAUUUCUGACGUACCGCGCGACCCACGUCGUGGUGUUCGGGACCUUCCGCCUCAUCCACUGCGCGAGGCACCGCCCCAUACGUCUCACUCGAUCUCGUCUCAAGGGCGUGACAACCACGAGGAGCCACCGCGCUCGCCGAUCAGGUCAAAGGCACCACCUGGUCUGGAGCGCCAGAAUGCGUAUGGGGACCACAUUGCCUCGCCGCAUCCCUCAAAGAGGGAGGCGAACUUUGACACGAUGCUCGCGCGCAUUCAGGCCGCAAUGGCCCAGUCAAGACCAACUCCGGAUGUCAAGGGCUCCGACGACUCCACCUCGCCGGAAGAUGAGAGAGAUAAGCACUCUAUGGAGGGUGCUGAGGACGUAGGCGCGCGGAAAGAGGCGCCCCCCUUGGCACCGGUUUCCGUCGCCGCUUCCGCGCAAGCGUCCGCGACGGGCCCGUCCAGUGGGCCUGCGCCGUCAGAGCCGCGUGUUCCUGCACCCACCCGUCCCAGGAAAGCACCUCCUGCACCUUUGUCACACCGGCCUCUAGAAUUCUUCGAUGCGACGCAGGCUCCCAUACCACCCUCUCCACCUCCAGCAUGGCGGGUGCAUACCGUCAAGCUGCCCAAAGUCCCACCGCAGAACAAGGGCCCCAUCCCCCGUGCGCGAUUAAGAGCGGCGGAAGUACGGAUUUCGGCACCGAGGGGGUGGGCUCAGACGUUUGAACCACCACUGGAGCUUCACGCACCGGGCCGCAUACUGGCGGACGCAUUGCUUUUACAGCCCAUUGGGCGCCGCUUCGCGAAGCAGAUCGAGACUGGUCCUGUCGUGAGCAUCUCGCCGCGCCACUUUGUCCCCUUCCAGCGCAAGCCGAAACAGAGGGCUGCCGAGCCGCGCAUGCUACCUGGAGACGCACUAUCGUUUGAUAAGACGACUCGUUCUGCCCCGGCCCCGGCUCCAGCACCAGGGCCAACCGAAGUUUCUGCACCGCAGCCUGCGCGCAAGCCCAGCAAGGGGCGAGUCGCUGUGCCCGGUCCUCAGGCUGAGUCGAUUGCGGAGGACGGUGCUAAGCCACCUGCUGUGCGCUUUAUGGUUUCAAGCGAGCUUGACGGCGAUAGCUUGCUGGAUGAGGUGAACAAGAUGAGUCUCGAGCACAUCGAGGCGGACGACAAAGGUGUGACCGAGGCCAAACAGCUCGGCGAGGUAAGCUUUUGCGAAAGAGCCAGGGCUGACAUCAGAAACCCGGCACACCCCCUCCUGCGCCUGUGUCAGCGCCACGCACGAAUCCCACUUCGCCCAGCAAUACCGCGCCUGGUCCGUGGGCCAAGUCGACAUUGGCCUAUUCGGUCACCUCACCCGCGCGGGAUGACCCUCAGCGCGAACACCUAAAGAGUGUUUGGGAGCAGGCCGCCGACGCCAACGCUCAAUCGUCUGCUCCUGCCUCGGCGACCAGCCAGCCUGAGACGCCACUGUACCCGACCCUCAACUCGCCCGCGACAGCGCCUGACCCAGCUAGUCUCAAGCCCGUGUAUCAAAUGGGCCAAUCGGCGCUGGGUCAAU